This is a messenger RNA of Stereum hirsutum FP-91666 SS1, 315 nucleotides long. RefSeq lists its product as uncharacterized. The record is from RefSeq and is a predicted model, not a curated record. The transcript has a single exon. The coding region runs from base 1 to 315 and encodes 104 amino acids. Lineage: Eukaryota; Fungi; Basidiomycota; Agaricomycetes; Russulales; Stereaceae.
AUGAACGGUGUCGAGCCCCGUCCGCACUUGCAAAAGAGCAGUAGUUCGAGAGGAAAUCAGCCCGGCUUUUCCCCUCUACAACCUCACCGAUGCCCUGUCGCUCGACGUCACCUCUCAGAUCUCAGCAGCACUGUGCAGAACGACAUGUACCCUCUUCUCGCCUGUAAUACAGCAUCACCGCGCCUCCCGGCCUCUCACUUUCCCUACGCAAGCGACUAUGGGUCUUCAGCCGCCACCAUACCGGUCAAUCUGUCUGCCUCGAACCCCUCGACCGCCCAUCCACAACGCUACAACGCCACUGCGAGACGCUGUUAA